This is a messenger RNA of Epithele typhae, 1167 nucleotides long. RefSeq names its product PLP-dependent transferase. NCBI's taxonomy places the organism in Eukaryota, Fungi, Basidiomycota, Agaricomycetes, Polyporales, Epitheliaceae. Gene Ontology annotation, cellular component: peroxisome. The coding region runs from base 1 to 1167 and encodes 388 amino acids. Gene Ontology annotation, molecular function: L-serine:pyruvate transaminase activity; L-alanine:glyoxylate transaminase activity. The record is from RefSeq and is a predicted model, not a curated record. The transcript has 13 exons.
AUGUCGUCCUUCACCCAGGAACCGCACAAACUGCUCGUCAUCCCCGGACCCAUUGAAGUCACCGAUGAGGUCCUCUACGCCAAUGCGCAUCCUUCCAUGUCCCACAUUUCGCCAGACUUCAUCCCGGUCUUUGGCGACUGCAUUCGCAUGAUGCGUCAGGUCCUCUUCACCCAGGAUGCACAACCAUUCAUCAUCGCUGGGUCUGGUACUCUUGGAUGGGACCAGGUCUCCGCAAACCUCAUCGAGCCUGGAGAGAACGUCCUCGUCCUCAACAGCGGCUACUUCGGCGACAGCUUUGCCGACUGCUUGCGGACAUACGGUGCGAAUGUUGACUCCGUUCAAGCUCCGUUCGGUGCGGCCGUGACUCCGUCGGAAGUGGAGGCCGCGCUGAAGGCCAAGAAGUACAAGGCAGUCACGUUCACCCAUGUCGACACCUCUACCGGCGUCCUCACCGAUGCGCAAGGGAUCGCCGCGGCGGUCAAGCGCGUUUCUCCUGAUACCCUUGUAGUUGCCGACGCCGUGUGCUCAGUAGCCAGCGAGGAGAUUCGCUUCGAUGACUGGGGCUUGGACGUCGUCCUGACCGCGAGUCAGAAGGGCCUGAGCACGCCGCCAGGCCUCAGCAUCCUCGUGGCUAGCCAGAAAGCGAUCAAGGUCUUCGAGACCAGGGCAAGCCCAGUGACGUCUUACUACGCGAGCUGGAAGAAGUGGCUUCCUAUCAUGACCGCCUACGAAACCGGCAACGCCGCGUACUUCGCGACCCCGCCUGUGAACCUGAUCUACGCUUUCAACGCGUCGCUCACCCAGCUUACGAAGCAAGCACCUUCGCUCGAGGAGCGCUUCCGCCUGCACAAGGAGGCCAGCCAGCGCAUGAAGCAGGCCGCUUUGGAUAUGGGCAUGAAGCAGCUGCCUCUGGACAUGUCCGUCGCCGCCAACGGCAUGACCGCGCUCUGGUUCCCCGAGGGCAUCACCGCGGCGGACAUCCUGGGGCCGCUCGCGAAGCAGGACAUCGUCGUUGCCGGCGGCCUGCACAAAGACCACAAGCUCAAGUACUUCCGUAUCGGACACAUGGGCAUCAGCGCGGUCGACAAGAACCGGGCCGACGUCGAGAAGGUCAUCUCCGCCCUGCAGGCGAGUCUCGCCGAGGCCAAGGCGAGCAAGAACGCGUAA